AUGACUUACAUCACAUCCAGCCAGCCAACUCCGUUUGCCAUAAGAAGUGCUGGAAAAGCCCCGAGUGUAGGCGUGACCGCGAUCACUGAAUUUGUCAAGUUCUUGCUCGUGCAGUUGAAGGAUUUUUGUGGAGAAUUUCUCAAGAGGAAGCUCAGCCUUGGCAACUGUGUGGCCGUCCAUAGCCUUGCGCACAUGUACACUUUGGACCAGCUGGCCUUACGUGCUGCUGACAUGAUUCGUCGCAAUUUCCAUAAAGUCAUCCAGGAUGAGGAAUUUUACACGCUUCCAUUCCAUCUGGUCAGAGACUGGCUGUCAGACGCAGAGAUUACAGUUGACACUGAGGAGGUUUUGUUUGAUGCAGUAGUCAAAUGGGUUCAGAAGAACUCAGAAGAACGGGUGAAGUAUUUUGAGGAGCUUUUUCGUCUUCUCAGGCUGCCACAGAUAAAGCCAACGUAUCUUACAAGAGUUGUGAAGAAUGAGCCUUUGGUCGUGCAGAAUGCAGCCUGCCUACAGCUUGUGUCAGAGGCUGUGGAGGGUCAUGCGAUCCGCUUUGAAAACCUCAAAUCAGCAGAUACAGAGUUCUGGGCAUCAUACAUGGCCACAUUCCAACCCAGAUUUGGCCAGAACAUGGAUGUCAUCGUGGUGGUCGGUGGGGUCUCUGAAGGAGGUGACUACCUGAGUGAGUGCGUAGGGUACUUUGUAUACGAAGACCGUUGGGUCAAUUUGCCACACAUCCAUAACCAUCUGGAUGGUCACGCUAUUGCGGCCACUGAUACCCAUGUAUACGUGGCUGGGUCCAUGGAACCAGGAUUUGCCAAGACAGUGGAGCGCUACAAUCCAAAUCGCAACACCUGGGAACAAGUGAGCAACCUCACCACACGCAAGCAUUCCUUUGGCCUCACCUGCAUCAGAAAUAUUCUGUAUAGUAUUGGCGGUCAUGGCAACUUCAGCCCUGGCUUUAAGGAUGUGAGUGUCUAUGAACCUGACCAAGACAAGUGGCACAACCUAGAAUCUGCUCCUAAGAUUUUGAGAGACGUCAAGGCUAUUAGUGUCGAAGAUCGAUACGUUUAUGUCACCGCGAGAACUCCCAUAGAUACUGACAGCGAUGAUGGGUUGAAGACGGUGACUACUCGCUACGACACUGACAGUCGCCAGUGGCAAGAAGUCGAUUCCUUACCGCUUAUUGACAACUACUGCUUGUUCCAAAUGGCUGUAGCGUCGACUAACUUCUACCACACGGCUUCUUGCUGUCCCAAGAGUUACACCAACGUACGUGAUGAUGUAGCUCGUCAAAAGAUCAGCGCAAGGAUAUCUGAUGAUAUUCUUGAGAGCCUUCCCCCAGAAGUUACUAGUAUUGAGGGUGCUGCCAUCUGCUAUCUUGGUGAUGAUGUGUUUGUGAUUGGUGGCUGGAAGAACAGUGACGAUGUGGAUAAGCAGUAUCGCAAGGAGGCGUACCGUUAUUGUGCUGAGCGCAAGCGCUGGAUGCUUCUGCCACCCAUGCCUCAGCCACGCUGUCGUGCCACAGCAUGUCACGCUCGCAUUCCCUACCGCUUUCUAUACGGCUGUCAGCGUUACCCAAUGCCACAAAAUCUGGCACGCCAGAGGGACCGUAUGCAGCAAAUGCAACAGUUACAUCGUCGCACAUUAACUCUACGCAGGCAGUUACAAUCACAGAUUGAAUGCUGAGAGCCCUUGUUGCUCAAUAGAAAACAACUGCUGCAAAAAUCAUGAUAAUAUAGUCUUGAACAUUCCCAUGAUCCCAUUCUUAUUAAAAUGUGUAUUGUUUAUUUGUGACAUUUCAUCACUGGGAGAGUGAAUGAAAUGGCUGAAGCUAGUAAAGAGAGUAUUUUCAAUGUGACUUUGUAUAAUGGAAUCAUAUAAAUAUGUAAAAAAGAUACGUUUGUAAAUAUCUGUACACAUGAAACAUUGUUUCAUGGCCUCGCAUGAAUUUGCCUUAUUCCCACUGACGGCAAUUUGCAGAAUGCUGCACAUUGUUCAUUUAUCUUGAGUCAUGGUGAUGGUUGUCCUGCUACAUUUGUGGGUUUUUAGGUUGUUUGUUUUGCAGGGAGAGACACCAUUUUUCCCAGCUGUAAUGAAUGAGCUGUUCAAAACCGCUCGCACGUUUUGAACAAACCAUUAAUAACUACAAAAAGAACUCACUUGUAAAUUACUUGUUUCUGGUCUUAAUUGUGAUGAUUUUAUUUGUCUUGCACUUGUUUGUCAAUGCAAUUCUUUCACAGUUUUUGUUUAUAUGUGUAAAAAUGCAUUCUUCGCAACUACAAGCACUUCAUUUCAGCAUUAGCCCUUGUCUUAUUCUUUAUUCUUAUAGUUUAAAUUGAUUAUAUUUGUUCUUUUUCAACUUGAAAGCACAGGGAAUAAAGACAGUUAUGGCAUCAGUUAUUGACGCAUGAAGGCCACACCUAAUAAAAUUGUAAAACCAUAGAUGUUCAGAAUAUAGUCAAGGAUUCAUUACCUCAGUGUCAAGGGCAGGAUUUUGUUACUUAAAAACAAUUUGUCAUUGGUUUUGUGGUCUAUGCCAGUUUGAGAUCUCUCAGCUUCCUUGAUUUAAUUAUUUUCACUCAUAUGUUUUUAGCAACCUCAUCAGCUUGUGCUCUGUCAUGCAAUGCCUGUCAAGAAUUA
Sinocyclocheilus rhinocerous is the source of this 2640-nucleotide messenger RNA. Its product is annotated as kelch-like protein 11. Bases 1 to 1686 code for a protein of 561 amino acids. Lineage: Eukaryota; Metazoa; Chordata; Actinopteri; Cypriniformes; Cyprinidae. Gene Ontology annotation, molecular function: protein binding. The record is from RefSeq and is a predicted model, not a curated record. The transcript is spliced from 2 exons.